Cariama cristata (Red-legged seriema) is the source of this 1099-nucleotide messenger RNA. RefSeq names its product shisa family member 5 (gene SHISA5). The record is from RefSeq and is a predicted model, not a curated record. The transcript has 5 exons. Gene Ontology annotation, cellular component: endoplasmic reticulum. The annotation marks the transcript as partial. Gene Ontology annotation, biological process: positive regulation of canonical NF-kappaB signal transduction. Lineage: Eukaryota; Metazoa; Chordata; Aves; Cariamiformes; Cariamidae.
UUGCAGGGCUUCUUGGCAUACUAUGGCAUUAUUGUUGUUCCUGUAGUAUUGGUUCUCAUGCCAGAGCUGGUUUGGCUGAUGCGAAGGGUUGCUGGGCUGUGCUCAGCUGCUAACUCUGGGGGAUGUAGCUCAAGGUUGCUUAGACUGCAGUCUGGAAUCGACUCGGUGGUCGAUAUUGCCCUGUCGCCUUUACCUUUCCCCCAGUUACUGCUGAUUUCUGCAACUUUGCAGCCUAAUGAUGUUCUGGGUUUUGGAACCUUUGUUGCGAUUGGAAUUACUGUUUUUGCAGUGAUUGUAGUUACUAUUAUUCUGUGCCUCACCUGUUCCUGUUGCUGUUUGUAUAAAGCAUGUCGAAGACCACGACCUGUUGUGACCACCACUACUUCCACUACAGUGGUUCAUGCUCCCUAUCCCCAACAACAGGGAGUGCCACCCAACUACCCGGUAGCCCCAUAUCAAGGAUAUCAGCCUGUGGCUAUCCAGCCACAACCGGGAAUGCCGGUAGCACCGUACCCUGCACAGUAUCCUCCCCCUUACCCCAUGCAGCCGUCGGGACCCCCAGCUUAUCAUGAAACGGUGGCAGCUGGUGCUGGAGCACCUUACCCAAUCAGCCAGCCCCCUUACAACCCUGCUUAUGUGGAUCCUCAGAAGCCCACCUAUUGAAAAGAUCUUCUACUAUGUUUCUGCAUACAAAACUUUUUAAAGUAUAACUUGUGCUGUUUACACCUUGCAACUGUGGUAUAUUUUUCUGGAAGACAGCAAUCUCUUGUCUAAGUAAAUUGAAAGUUAAUUCAGUAUCUUUUUUUUUUUUAAAUGCUUUGAGUACAAGGAAAGAGUACUUUUCUUGCAGAAACUGUUAAUUUAUACCUCAAGCAGAUACAAAAAGAUAGUUUGUUCUAUAUACGAUGAGAAAAGCAUUGAAGGAGUACUUCAGAAAUAAGAACCACAAUAACAUUUGCUGUGCAAUAAUUUUGAAAGGAAUGGUCUAAUAGGAGCAUUAUCAAAGACCCAAAGCUGCAGCAAUCUUUUGCACAGUAUUAAAACAUAAAAACUUAAUCUCUAAGAAACUACCUGAUGUAUGUUACGUAUGUUCUGCCUG